This is a messenger RNA of Mercurialis annua (annual mercury), 1880 nucleotides long. Its product is annotated as adenylate isopentenyltransferase-like. The coding region runs from base 393 to 1571 and encodes 392 amino acids. Gene Ontology annotation, molecular function: tRNA dimethylallyltransferase activity; AMP dimethylallyltransferase activity. The transcript has a single exon. Gene Ontology annotation, biological process: cytokinin biosynthetic process; tRNA modification. Gene Ontology annotation, cellular component: mitochondrion. Lineage: Eukaryota; Viridiplantae; Streptophyta; Magnoliopsida; Malpighiales; Euphorbiaceae. The record is from RefSeq and is a predicted model, not a curated record.
GGGUUUCCCUCAUCAUUUCAUCUCAUCUCAUCUCUCUACUAUCUCACUCCCUUCUCUCAAGCUUUUUUUUUUACAGUCUCACACAACAAGAACACAACUACAAGUCGUUUCCUAAUUUUUUAAUUCUCGUUUUUUGUCUUCAUUAGUUUAAAAAGUGGAGCGCUGAGCCAUAUAUAUAAAAACAAAGGCACGCCAAAAUAAAUCCAGAGCACAGCACCAUCGGCCACCCCAGAAAACACAACGGCAGAAUAAAGAAUCCGCGACAGCAGUGGCAGAAGGUACACGCAAAACUGUCCUUCCACAUACAUUCCGUAUUAUAUGUCAUCACCACCACCAACUUUUUUUAUUUUCAUUUUCACCCUUUUUUUCUCCUCCUUUUUUUGCCGCCGCCCAUGAAGUUCCAUUUCUCCUACUCCGCCGCCAUUUCUCAUAUUUCCGUCCCGGUUUUCUCAUCCAAACCCCACUCCAGUCCCCGGAGGAGACUUCCACCGCCGCCGCGGUGGGUUCGGAUGGAAUCCUCAUCUUCUUCCUCCUCCGCCGCCGCCCAGAAAGACGGGAAGAUCGUCGUAAUAAUGGGGGCAACCGGGUGUGGUAAAACGAAGCUCUCCAUUGAUUUAGCGACCAAGUUUCAAUCUGAAAUCAUCAACUCUGAUAAAAUGCAAGUCUAUAACGGCCUCGACAUCACCACCAACAAAAUCACUCUUCAAGAACGGCACGGCGUCACCCAUCAUUUACUCGGCGAUAUUGACCCGGUUGGUCACGAGUUUUCCCCGGCAGAUUUUCGGUUCCACGCCGGUUUAGCCGUCUCUGAUAUUCUAUCACGUCACAAGCUGCCGCUUUUAGUUGGUGGGUCCAAUUCUUUUAUUCAUUCUCUCCUAGUUGACCGAUUUAACCCCGAGUUAGACGUAUUUGACUCGACCAACUCAGUCAUUUCAACUCAGUUAAGGUACAACUGUCGUAUUCUCUGGGUGGAUGUCUCAUUGCCGUUGCUAUGUGAGUAUUUAUGCAAACGGGUCGACGAAAUGCUCGACUCGGGCAUGUUCGAGGAGCUACUAGAGUAUUACGAUUCGGUUAACCCGGCGAGUCAACCGGGUUUAAGGAAGGCGAUCGGGGUGCCGGAGUUUGAGAGAUAUUUUAAAAAGUAUCCACCUGGGUAUGGAGGAGAGUGGGAUAAAGUACGGAGAGGUGUAUACGAGGAAGCAGUGAGAAUGAUAAAGGAUAACACGUGUCAGUUAGCCAAGAGGCAAAUGGGGAAGAUUAUGAGAUUAAAAAAUGCGGGAUGGGACCUACAGAGAGUGGACGCAACGGCGGCGUUUAGAGAAGUGAUGAGGAAUGAAUCAGACGAUGAGGAGGACGGUGAUGACAUUAAAAGAAAUAGUAAAAAUAAUAAUUAUUAUUAUUAUAAUAAUAAUAACAAUUGUUAUUAUUAUAAUGAAAAUAAUAAUAAUAAUAAUGUUAUUGUUAUUAAAAAGAAAAAAAAGAGAAGGAAGAGAAAAAAAUGGAUGGAAAUAUGGGAGAGAGAUGUUUUGAAGCCGAGCAUGAAGAUUGUGAAUAACUUCUUGGAUGAGUAGGUUUAUUUUACAGCUUUUUCCAGCUAUCAAAAUUUUUUUAAUUUUUUUUUGUUUUUAGGAAAAAAAAUUAGAUAGGUUUAGAUUGGAUAUAUUGGGUAGAAGAAAAUGGAGAACCAGUUUUGCAGCAUUAGGUUUUUUUUUUUAAUUUAUUAUUGUUAUUGCCGUAUUUGACCUUGUUGAUGAGUUUAGUUUUAAGGGAAACUAAAAAAAACAUAUAGAAGGAAGAGGAUUUUUUUUGUCAUUUUUUGUGGAUAUAUUACAUAAUAAUACAUUUCUAUUAUUAGUCUGUAUUUUCGAAUUUUUUUAUUU